This is a messenger RNA of Callithrix jacchus (white-tufted-ear marmoset), 1153 nucleotides long. RefSeq names its product proteasome assembly chaperone 1 (gene PSMG1). Gene Ontology annotation, molecular function: proteasome binding. Lineage: Eukaryota; Metazoa; Chordata; Mammalia; Primates; Cebidae. Gene Ontology annotation, cellular component: endoplasmic reticulum. Gene Ontology annotation, biological process: proteasome core complex assembly. The record is from RefSeq and is a predicted model, not a curated record.
AUUCCUUAAAGGCUUCCUGGAGCAUUUCUGGAGGCCUGGUGUCUUAUGGACUCGUGAUCUUCCAGCCUGUCACAUUGUCUUUGGCCGCAGCGCUCCCGUCGGCCCCACCGCGUUUGUCAUGGGUUGUUAACGGACACACGGAUUCCUUCGAAACUUUUGAGACCUCCGUCCCACACUUCAGUUAGCAUAAUGUGUCAGUAGCAGAUGAACACUCUUUAAAAGAAUUGUUUCCAAACACACAAAAGUGAGAGAAAAUAGUCAAGUGAGCCCUGACGCCUACAUAACCAGGGAGGUGCGGCUCCUGCGAAGACAAACAAAAACAUCUUUGGAAGUUUCUUUGCUAGAGAAAUAUCCGUGCUCCAAGUUUAUAAUCGCCAUAGGAAAUAAUGCAGUAGCAUUUCUAUCAUCAUUUGUUAUGAAUUCAGGAGUCUGGGAAGAAGUUGGUUGUGCUAAACUCUGGAAUGAAUGGUGUAGAACAACAGACACUAUACAUCUGUCCUCCACAGAGGCUUUUUGUGUGUUUUAUCAUCUCAAAUCCAAUCCCUCGGUUUUCCUCUGUCAGUGCAGUUGCUACGUUGCAGAAGAUCAACAGUAUCAGUGGCUGGAAAAGGUUUUUGGCUCUUGUCCAAGGAAGAACAUGCAGAUAACUAUUCUCACAUGUCGACAUGUUACCGAUUAUAAAACCUCAGAGUCCACUGGCAGCCUUCCUUCUCCUUUCCUGAAAGCCCUAAAAACACAGAAUUUCAAAGACCCUGCGUGUUGUCCAUUGCUGGAGCAACCAAAUAUAGUACACGACCUUCCUGCAGCAGUUCUUAGUUACUGUCAAGUAUGGAAAAUCCCAGCAAUUCUGUACUUGUGUUAUACUGAUGUGAUGAAAUUAGAUCUAAUUACAGUGGAAGCUUUUAAGCCUCUGCUUUCUACCAGGAGCUUGAAAGGUUUGGUUAAGAAUAUUCCCCAGAGCACUGAGAUACUAAAGAAAUUGAUGACAACAAAUGAGAUUCAGAGUAACAUUUAUACAUGAUCUUAAACAUUGUUUUGUAAUGUAGAUUACAUGUCCAUUUCUUUAAGGGGAGCAGCGGGCACUCUUUUGUAGAUUACUUUUGGGGAAUAUAUUUUGAGAAUGAUGAAACGGAAUAAAAUUUUAAAAAAUUAA